UUUAUUUUUAAUUUCCAUCUUCAUACCCCAAAUUCCAUCUCUCAAAUUCCGAACCCAUCAAAAUCCCAUAAUGGCUUUCUCUUCGUUACAAAAUUUCAUUCGUAUCCCUACCUCAUUGAUUUCAAUCCCAAACUCCAAAAAUCUCAACGCUGCUGCCUCUUUUCACACCACAAUUAAUAAUAGCUACCUCCCUCCCCAGCUGCUCUCGACCAAGCGUCGUCGUCCAGCGGCCUCUUUGUGCAUACAAUGCCAUGGUGGUGGUUUUUUUUCAAUGGACGAUGAUGACAGCAGUGAUAAUGAAGGCCCUCUCGAAACAAUCAACAAAGUUUACAAAAGUAUAAAGAAGAAAGACGUUGCUAAGUUGGCUAAUGUAAUAGCUGAUCAACGUCCAGAUAUCGUGGAUUCCAUACCUUUUCUUCGAACCAGGCUGAAAAUGAGGAAGCUGGCGUCUCAUAUCAUAAAGGGAUUACAAGAGAACCUUGUGUUUUCAAUCCAACCAACAACAAAAGAUGGAUCAAUGGUGGGCAUUAUAUGGAAAGUAGGUUGGAACAAACCGCUAAUAAAAAUUAAAGAAGGAAUCACUAUCCAUUUUCACCAUAGCUAUGUUGGAAUGUUAUUGAUUGGAAACUUGAAGACGCUAUUGGAUCCUCUUCUUCAACUCAUGCCAACGAAAAUGAUGAAAUGGAACGAGGAGCCAAAGUCAAAAACGAGAAGAGUUGUAUCUUUGUGUUUGAGUUUAUUCCUACUCUUCGUCUCUCUUUUCUCUCUUCAAUUUUCUAUUCGUUAAUUUUUGGAUUACAAUAAUAAAAUUUAUUAAUUAUUAUUAACGUGUGAAUAUCAAUUUUAUCCAUCUAUCUAUAUUAUUAUCGAGAGCUUAAUUAGGUUAUUUAUGGUAUAUGUAAAAGUAUAAUAAUGGAUGUUUAGGUUUGUAGUAAUUUAUUAUAUAUAGUUGUUUUCAAAAUAAUUGUAAGCCCUCCAUUUCUCUCUA
Molecule: messenger RNA, 988 nt
Organism: Cucumis sativus (cucumber)
Lineage: Eukaryota; Viridiplantae; Streptophyta; Magnoliopsida; Cucurbitales; Cucurbitaceae
Exons: 5
Coding region: 71-787 (238 amino acids)
Source: RefSeq, a predicted model, not a curated record